Juglans regia (Persian walnut) is the source of this 360-nucleotide messenger RNA. Its product is annotated as EG45-like domain containing protein 2. The transcript is spliced from 2 exons. Lineage: Eukaryota; Viridiplantae; Streptophyta; Magnoliopsida; Fagales; Juglandaceae. The coding region runs from base 1 to 360 and encodes 119 amino acids. The record is from RefSeq and is a predicted model, not a curated record.
AUGAGUUAUUGGGAUGUUGGGACAGCUGCCCGCUACGACCCUCCAUACACACCUACAGUUUGUUUUGGAAACGACGAGGGACAGUUCCCGUCGAGCAACUUGUUCGCGUCGGCCGGAGAUGGAAUUUGGGACAAUGGGGCAUCGUGUGGGAGGCUAUACUUGGUGAGGUGCAUCAGUGCUGAGGUUCAACGAACCUGCGUUCCAGACGAGACCAUUCAGAUAAGGAUCGUGGAUCGUGCAAACACUUCGGAUUCUAAGCCAAUAUCCAGGAAUGCCACUACCAUGUUUCUGUCCACCACUGCAUUUGGUACAAUCGCGAACCUUUCGGCUACCUUCAUCAACAUCGAAUUCCAACAGUAA